AUGAAUAAUAAUAAUAAUUUCGAUUUUAUAGAAGUCAAUACAAAUUCUAUUGGAGGAAAUUAUAGUAGUAGUAGUAGUAGUUAUAAUAAUAAUAAUUAUACUAGUAGUAAUAAUAAUAAUAAUAAUAACUAUGGAAAUUAUAACUAUAAUAAUAAUAAUAUAACAAAUAUACCAAUUGAAGGUGGAUUACAAGGAUAUGGUAGACCAGAUGAAUCAGAGGAUCAAAUUUUAUUUAGAUUACCAUUACAUUUAGCCGAUCAAGUUAGAAAUAUGAUUAAACAAAAACAAAUGGAUAUUCCAGUUGAUUUUCAUUUUAAAAAUGAUAGACAAAUUCAAAUUAAAUUUGGUGAUCAAGAAUAUAAUGCAAACUUGGUUGAUUUACCAUGUAUUGUUGAAUCUCAUAAAACAUUUGAUAGAGUAAACUUUUAUAAAACUGCUGAUAUCGGUCAAAUGAUAAUUGUAAAUGAUAAUCCACCACCACCACCACCACCACCACCUCCACCAACACAAUCUGACCAAGAUGAUUUAAUGGAUACUUCUAAUAAUAAUAAUACAACUACAACUACAACCACAACCACAACGACACCAUUACCAAAUACAGCGGCACCAAAUACAAUAAAUAAUAUAUUACAAACAGGUUUAACAGCAGCAACAAAAGAUAUAGUAAAAAGAAAGUUUAAAACAUAUAAUAGGGAUAAAAUUACGGAAUUAGCAAAGAUUGAAGAGGAAUUAGUUAGAUUAAUUAAACCAGGUUAUGCAGAUUCAGAAGAGAUUGAAUUUGUAUCAUUGGCAGAUUUAAAGGAUAAAUAUGGUAAUGACUUAUUUGGUCAAAAUUCAAAAGAACCCGUUAUUUUUGAAGAGAAAGCUGAUGAUCAAAUCGUUAUUGAAGAUAUGGAUAGUAAUGAUGAAUCUGGUUUAGAUGAUAAUGAAAUUGAAAAUCAAAUUAGAACUCUAAAAGUUAAAUCUACAAAUAAUUAUCAAUCAUUUGGUAAUAAUAAUAAUAAUAAUAGUUAUAAUAAUAGAAAUAGGAAUAAUAAUUUUAAUAAUAAUAAUAAUAUGAAUAUGAUUAAUUUGGAUGAUGAAUUUAGUGAUGAUGAUAGAUUAACUCGUUUCAGUGGAAGUAAACCAAUUUCAAUGUCUGAUAGAUCACCUUUAGAUAAAGAAAGAUCUCCAAAUAGUUCAAAGAGAGAUAGAAGAUCAAGAAGUGAUAGAAGUAGUAGUAGUAGUAGCAGCAGUAAUAGUAGAACAUUCAGUAGUAACUUUGUAAAUACUCAAAAUCAAAAUCAAAAUCAACAACAACAACAACAACAACAGCAGCAAUCUCAACAACAACAACAACAGCAAUCUCAACAACAACAACAACAACAAUCAUUACAAUCAUCAACACAAUCAAUUCAACCAAUUAAUAGUAGUAAUAGUAUUGGUGGUAUGGGUAGUUCAACUGGUAGUACACCAACUAGUUUGAAAAUUAAAUUUCCAAUACCUUCUUCUCCUGCUACUGUGGAUUCAUCAUUUAAAUCUCCUGAUGAUCUUUCAAAAAGUAUUGGUAGUAGUGGUAUUAAUAUUAAUGUUGGUGGUGUACCUUCUUCACCUUUACAACAACCAACAACACCAACACAACAACAAUCACAACUACCACCACAACAACAACCACAACCAACUUCACCAAGAUCUCAUGAAGAAAGGAAAAAACAUAGAAGUGAAAGAAGAGAACAUAGAGACAGAGAACAUAGAGAUAGGGGUGACAGAGAACACAGAGAUAGAGGUGACAGAGAACACAGAGAUAGAGGUGAUAGAGAAGGUAGAGAUGGAGAGCACAGGGAACAUAAAAAGAGAAGAAGAGAACAUAGAGAACACAGAGAUAGAGAUAGAGAUAGAGAUUAUCAAAAUAAUCAAAAUCUAACUGACCCAUCACAACCAAUCCAAAUAGAUAAUAAUAAUAAUAACAAUAAUAAUAAUAACAAUAAUAAUAAUACCAAUAACAAUAACAAUAACAAUAACAAUAACAAUAACAAUAACAAUAACAAUAACAAUAGGCCAACAGCAACAAGAUUUACCAAAUCAAAAUUUAAAUUCAAGUGCGUCAUCAUUAUCUAA
Molecule: messenger RNA, 2097 nt
Organism: Dictyostelium discoideum AX4
Lineage: Eukaryota; Evosea; Eumycetozoa; Dictyosteliales; Dictyosteliaceae
Gene: taf7
Product: transcription initiation factor TFIID subunit
Exons: 1
Coding region: 1-2097 (698 amino acids)
Biological process (GO): transcription initiation at RNA polymerase II promoter
Cellular component (GO): transcription factor TFIID complex; nucleus
Source: RefSeq, a predicted model, not a curated record